AUGUGCCCAGGGUUCAAGGGCGCGCUGCGCGACUACCAGCUCAAAGGCGUGAAGUGGCUCAUCUCUCUGUGGAGCAACGGCCUCAACGGCAUACUGGCAGACCAGAUGGGCCUGGGCAAGACGGUGCAAACCAUCGGCUUCCUGUGCCACCUGCGCAACACGGGGCACAUCCAGGGGCCCUACAUGGUGCUGGGCCCGCUGAGCACGCUGACUAACUGGGUGUCUGAGUUUGAGCGCUGGGCCCCCGGCUUCCCGGUCGUCCUCUACCACGGCUCCAAGCAGGAGCGGCAGCAGAUCCGCAGCAGCCGCAUGCCCACGGGCCGCAUCGACGACAAGUUCCCGGUGGUGGUGACCAGCUACGAGAUCCUGCUGGCGGACGUCAAGGCGCUGGGGCGGUACCAGUGGAAGUACAUCGUGGUGGACGAGGGCCACCGCCUGAAGAACAUGAACUGCAAGCUGAUCCGGGAGCUCAAGACGCUGCAUGCCGAAAACAAGCUGCUGCUGACGGGCACGCCGCUGCAGAACAACCUGACGGAGCUGUGGAGCCUGCUCAACUUCCUGCUCCCCGACGUCUUCUCUUCCCUGGAAAACUUCGAGUCCUGGUUCGACUUCACAUCAGCGGUGGGCCACGCCAACGCCGACAAGGAGAUCUUGGCGCAGGAGCAGCGCAACAAGGUGGUGUCCAAGCUGCACCAGAUCCUCAAGCCCUUCCUGCUGCGCCGCGUCAAGACCGACGUGGAGACAAGCCUGCCGGGCAAGAUGGAGGUCAUCCUGUACGCCCGCAUGGCCGACAAGCAGCGCGAGCUCAACCAGCAGCUCCUGGACAAGACGCUCAACGAGGAGAUGAACAAGAUGUCGCGCGGGCGGGGCGGCCCCAGCGUGGCCUCCCUCAACAACGUGCUGAUGCAGAUGCGCAAGAACUGCAACCACCCUGACCUCAUCACGGGCCCCUUUGACGGCUCCGUGUUCUUCCCCUCCCCCGAGGAGAUGGUGCGGGACUGCGGCAAGAUGGCGCUGCUGGACCGCCUGCUCACCCGCCUGCUGCCCGAGGGCCACAAAGUCCUCAUCUUCUCGCAGAUGACCACCAUGCUGGACCUGCUGUCCAGCUACCUGGAGCAGCGGGAGGUGGGGCACUGCCGCAUCGACGGCUCCAUCUGCUGGCAGGACCGCCAGGAGAACAUGAAGCGCUUCAACGAAGACCCCGACUGCAAGGUCUUCCUGCUGUCCACGCGGGCCGGCGGGCUGGGCAUCAACCUGACCGCCGCAGACACCUGCAUCAUCUACGACUCGGACUGGAACCCUCACCAGGACCUGCAGGCCAUGGACCGCUGCCACCGCAUCGGCCAGCAGAAGCCGGUGCUGGUGAUGCGGCUGGCCACGGCACACAGCGUGGAGGGCAAGAUGCUGCGCAGGUGGGGGGGCGGCUGCGGCUGCGCGCGGUGA
Messenger RNA from Chlorella variabilis, 1443 nucleotides. RefSeq lists its product as hypothetical. Bases 1 to 1443 code for a protein of 480 amino acids. NCBI's taxonomy places the organism in Eukaryota, Viridiplantae, Chlorophyta, Trebouxiophyceae, Chlorellales, Chlorellaceae. Gene Ontology annotation, molecular function: DNA binding; ATP-dependent chromatin remodeler activity; ATP binding. The transcript has 11 exons. The record is from RefSeq and is a predicted model, not a curated record. Gene Ontology annotation, cellular component: nucleus.